Planococcus citri (citrus mealybug) is the source of this 9820-nucleotide messenger RNA. RefSeq lists its product as uncharacterized. The transcript is spliced from 3 exons. The record is from RefSeq and is a predicted model, not a curated record. Lineage: Eukaryota; Metazoa; Arthropoda; Insecta; Hemiptera; Pseudococcidae. The coding region runs from base 686 to 3565 and encodes 959 amino acids.
ACCGCGCGGUAGCAUAUAUGAUAAGGUUGACUCUACAAUGUAGUCCCUCUCUCUAGAUGGCAACGGACUUCGUUCAGAACUUGUAGACAGUGCCAUGAGUCUUGGGUAAUUACAUAAUCAAAAUUCAACAUAACGGAUGUGACGAUCAACUCGAUUAGGCAUCUAUUAACAAGAAGUUCUUUCAUUUUAACGUUUUCAUCGCAUUAUAAUUAUUGACGUUCGUUAUUUCGAUUAUCAUUUCAUUCGUGAUAAUGCUUUCGUUACGAUAAGUUCGCGAAUAAAUUGUAUAGUAUUCGUCCGAGUUAUUUGUGAAAUUAUACAUAUUUUUUAAAUUAAACUUAGAAGCGUGCGCAUAAAUCGACCAUGUUAACUUACUUAUCCAGUGAAUAAUUCAAAAAUACUCGGUAAUUCGACUAGAUAUUUGAAUAUUCGCAAAGACAGUACCUAUGUAGUUUCGAAUACAAUUUUGAUAUAUAAUAUAUUUUUUUUUAUCAACGGCGCGGCGUGUUGCGAUGCCUUCGUUCUUGUAUGUACCUAACUAUUUUUCUACGCACUUGUAUAAUGACGCGGUACCUUACCUAUGCGUUCGAGUUAUAGAUUGAAGUAUUUGUAAAUUCAAGACUAUUCGAGUAAAUUUCCACGGAUCAAGUUUGAAAAUAGAGUGACAACUUUCGAACACGGUGUGAUGGAUUCCAAGAAGCCGUCGACGUCAUCGGCAUCGAAAAAAAGAGGUCCCUCAGCAGCACCUUCCAGUGAUGAAGCUGAAGAAGCAAAACGAAGAAAAAAAGAAUCUAAACCAGAACCACAUGAGAGGGGGGGAUUGACGAAAUCCUUACACGGAAAUGUUUAUCAACUGAAGCUUUUGAUGCUUUAUCUUAUUGGCGCAGUCACGAAGAAAUUGCAAUUCCGACUGGAAACAGAACUUACUGAAGCAGGAAAGUUGGAUGACUUGUUUUUUGAAUGUGAAAAUAGCGAAACAGGUAUUUUUUUGCAAGCUAAGCAUAAGCAGGAUAGUGAAAGAACAAUUUCUCUAGAUGACUUACUAAAACAAGGUGAUCAGUCAGGGAAUGAAUUCAGUCUGCCAAAAUAUUUCAGUUCGUACAGAAAAAUUGUAAAUGAAGAGAAAUUUAAUAGUUGUAAAUCGAAAAUAUUUGUCAUUUGUACUAAUAUUGAUUUGAAGGCUGAUUUAUCAAAACAUUUUGAGGACGCACAGGGUGAUGAUAUUUUAAAAUCAUUUUCUAAUAAAUGCAAGCGUUUUAAAUUCAAUGACCCCUCUUCAAAAAACAUAAAAAACCAAUUGGUCUCAGCAAUUAAAACGACUUCAGAAUUCCACCAAUUGGCAACAAAUCUUGCUCGAUGCGUGCUUGAGAAAACAGAUUUAGAUUCAAAAGAUAAAUUAUUUGAACUGUAUCAUGUUGGUUUAGGGAUGAAUGUGAUUGAGCGAGACGUUAAGGAUGGAAAAGCAAAAUUUCGUCUCAAGUUUAUAAAAAAUACACUAAAAUCGAAUACGAGUAUAGCAAAUUUUAGAAAAGCUUUUUACAAUAAUUAUUUGGAGUUGAAUAGAGAUAAGGAUUCAAUCAAUGAGGCUGGGUUUUGGAAAAAGAUGAAGAAAGAAAAGUUAACGUUAUCGACAGAUUUUGGAAUAGAUUCUACGUUAGAUCUCAAUCCUGAAUUGAAACGCUCAAAAGAAUUGGCCAACGCCAUUGUAACGAGAAUUCAAGAUGCUGAAAACAAUGUUGUUAAAAUUCAUAAGCGCACCGAUGUCAUUAAAAAUAACAUAAGUAAAUUAGCAGGGUAUGUGUUUGUGAAGAAAGGUCACGAUGAAAAAAAAUACCAUAUUAACUCUGUAUUUCUUGACCUAAGUUACACGGAAUUACCUAAAGAAAUAAGCAUGUUCAGAUUUUCUUUGAUUGAAAAACUUAAAGAAAAUAAUAAAAACCUUGAUUAUUUGAAUAACUAUGAAUUUGAAAUACCAAGCUACAAUAAUAAAUCGUAUGAAGACUAUUUUUUACCAGAUGACUAUUUUGGAGAAGAUGAAAUUGAGGAUUUUUUCAGUAAUUUAACCAUUGUGGUAACCCUCCAUGAGACGGAUUUGAACGAAAAAAUUGGAAAUGAUUUGAAGAAAGAGUUCAAAUUGACUAAUACAAAAUUUCAGGAGAGUGCUUUUCUGGAUUAUAUGCUGAAUUGGAUGAAAAAAAAUGAGAGCCAAUGGCUAACACAUGAAAAAGCUAAAGAAUUAAUUGAUAACAUGGCGAAAGAUACUUCUCAAUUGUUAGUGAUUGGUGCUACUCUAGAAUACUGCCGCAGGAUAGACGAUUUUGGAGUGAAGUUUAAGGAAAAUACCGAACAAGUGGAAAACGUUUUAAGCUCAAAUGAUAGGCACAUUUUCAAUCUAAUUAGCCCUGUAGAUACCUUGUCUGGCUCAUCUGAAGUGUAUAGAGCUUUGCAAAGCAUACCUGUGUACCAACUGGACGGCAGUUACAUUUUCACACGUCUGUCCUCCCUUUCACAUAAACGAGAAACACAAAAAAAUUUAAGGGAAGCAUUCACGUUAGAAACAAGUCUGUUGAUAAUAGAAUGUACGAGUAAAAAUGAAAAUAAUAACAUUGAGGAAUUAUACAAAAACUCUUUAUCAACAAUUCAGCAGUUACAUCAUACAUUAAUAAACGGCGACAAUAAAAAAAUCAUAUUCAUUACCUUGGAAGGUGAGCCAUUGCCAGAGGAAUUCAAAACGCCCUUCUCAGAAAAUAAUGCUAACAUGGAAGAUGGAAACUGCAAUGAAGAGGUCCAUAAAAAUGAAAAUGAUGGGAAAAAAUACAAUUUAUACUCGGAGGAAAAAAGUAUGAACAACAGUUUAGCUCAUCUCACAGAGAAUUUUCAAGAGGAACUUCUGAAUAAAAAAAUUACGUUUCAAGGGCAAGAAGUUGAAUUAAAUACGGUAUUAAUUGAUGAAGUUUCAAAAACACUAUUCAAGGCAGAAGUAUUACACAAGUUGAUUAAUAACAAGAAAAUAGAAAUAGGAAAAGCGCCUACCGAUUUUAAGUAUGAUGAUGCUAAGGAUUAUUUCAUCGAUCGUACAUUCAUUCACCACACAAACUCAGAAGAAAGUUUCGAGGAAUUGUGCACCAAAUACAAACAAUGCAAUAUUCAUUGGCUUGAAGAUGAUGGAAUAAAUUUCAAAUCGUUACAAUCUCGUGGCAAUCUGAAUGUUUCACAAAAACACAAUAAACGCAUGGACAAAAAAAUAAAGAUGAUAAAAAUUCAACCAACUAAAAUAACUGGUAUACCUGAUAGAAUUGUGCUGAUUUCUGCUGAAGCUGGCAUGGGUAAAUCAGUUAUACUGUCUCAUCUAUCAGUGAUGUCUAUCACAUCACCUCUUUGGAUUAUAAGGAAGAACUUGUCGACUUAUUCAACUACAUUUAAUAAAUGGAAAGAAGACACAACAUUCACUAUGAGCUUAGAAACAGCUUUGAAGUUCCUUUAUGGCAUUACUGACUUUCAGCUGUUUGAAAAUUAUACAGGGACAGAAGAUCAAAAAAUGAAACAAAAAAUAAUCGCUCAAUAAGUUUUAAAAGUGUCUCAGAAUGGUGACCUGUAUCUGAAAAGCACCAUUAAUGGAGAAAAGUUGAAUAAAAAAGAGCUGUCGUUUUUGGAAAUAGAUUUGUUUACUCAUUUUUAUAACCAAGGAAAAGUAGCCUUAUUAUUUGACGGAUUUGAUGAGAUCUGUCCACAUUAUAAGAAUCAGGUUAUAAAUUUACUACAGGUCUUGAAAGAUAGUAGAUUAACAAAUAUAUGGAUGACAACUCGUCCAUAUAAUAUUCACAAUGAACUCGAAAAUAAAUUUCAGAUAUCCUCUUACUCAUUAAUGCCAUUUGAAAAAGACGAAAUGAAGCAAUUAUUAAAGAAAGUUUGGGGAAAAAAAUUGGAAAAUGAAAAUUUGAAUGAAAAUUUGGAUGAAAAUUUGGAUGAAAAUUUGGACGAAAAAAAGACAAAUAUUCUUAUAGAUGAGUUACUGUCCAAGGUUUCUAAAUACACAAAUAAUUUAAUAAAAAUGAAGGUAUUUACAACGCCAUUGUUAAUAUACAUGAUCGCCGAGUAUUUUAUGGACGAUUCCAAGACCCCGAGUGAUUCAAACUGCAUGCGUGAAAAAUUUGAUCAUGAUUUUGAUUUACUAGCCCUAUAUGAAAGUUUUAUUGAGAAAAAAUUUUAUGAGGAGGUGAAAAAAGAAGAUCCCAAAUUAUCAACUAAGGAUAUGUCAAAUGUCAAGCUUAAGAAUGAAAGUCUGUUUAUAAUAUCACAGGAAAUCCAUGAGAAAUUAGCUGUUCUAACAUUGUUUGGAAGAAACAAGAAACUACUGAAAACAUUAUUCACUCCACAAGAAUUGAAAAACAUGAAAGUUUUGAAAAAUAAUGUAAAAGAAGGAAAAGUAAAGGGUGGUCUUGUUAAUGGCAUUGUCAAUGGUAGUCCUGAGUUCAUUCACCUUACCUUUGCUGAAUAUUUUACUGCUAAUUGCAUUUGGAAAAAAAUUAAAUCGUUUGAUCGUGAUGACUUUGAAAAUUUUGAAACACUGAUUAUCGAUUUAUUAAAUGAGCGUUUCUCUAUGGUUUCUGCCUUUCUGAAUUUAUUAGCCAAAAAAAAUCCUAAUGGAGAAAAAAUUUGUCAUAAGAAAUAUAAAUUGAGUUACAUAAUCACAACAAUUUUCCAUUAUGAGAACGAGUUUUCUGGUUCAGUGAAAAAUCUAUGUGGUGUAAUCGAAUAUUCUUUAACAACUUAUGAAGCAUGUAACCAAAGAAUUCUGAAAAAUGCCACAGAUCAAAACAAACAGUAUAAAUUUUUGCACCUAUGUGCUGAAAUGGGGUACACUAAAUGUGCUAUUGCUUUGGCACAAAUAAAUACCAUGGGUACAAAAUACUUGAAAAACGAACUCGAAUCCAAUACAUGGGAAGCCACUCCAAUAAAGACAGCAUAUGAGGGAGGUCACUUGGAUACUAUAAAAAUACUCAUUGAGAAGUUUUCAUAUGAUUUUAGUUGGAAGGGGCGAAGGGGUGAUUUUUUGGAUGACAUUAUGGUGUCUUUUCCACAUUCAAAACACGUUCUAAUGAACUUGUUAAAAUCAAUAGCGCUACAUGGUCAUCUUUAUAAUAAUCAUGAUUUUAAAGAACGAUGCAUGGUAAAGGUUGAACAGACUUUCGGUAGUCACGGAGUUGGCGAUAAAUUCGAAGAUAGUAAUCCUUAUUUUCCACACUUGAAAAGUGUUUGUCUUGAGUUCUCUAAAGGACAUAAUGAAGCUAGGCCUAUUAGAGGCAAUGUAGAUUUAAUACGCGCAUAUGAAGAUGCUUUUUCCCCAUUUGGACACAGGUUCAUUGCGAUAGCUGCUCUUGAAGUAUUUGGAAAAUGGUUUAGUUCAAAGGAAUUGAGAGACGAUAUUUUUGAAAAUUAUUAUUACGUAUAUCCAACUACAUUGGGUAACUUGAGUGAAACUGAUGGUCCAACGAAGCUACAACGCAAAUGCAUCGCAACUGGUCUUUUUAAAUUCGAAGAAAGAUCUUUAAAAUUCAAAAACUGUGCUAUUGCUGAAUAUAUAACUGCUAACUGGUUUUUGCCAAUAUUUUUAUCAAAUGUAGAAAAUUUUAAAAACAUGAAAAUUUUCUGCAACGUGAUAGCAAAAUUACUGGAAGAGCCUGAUUUAUCACAAUUUUCUCAAUUCUUGUUUUUGCUAGCCGUACAAGGAAGUUAUUACCAAAAUACUGAAAUGUUAUAUUCAUCCACGAAAAGAAAAAAGAGUAAUGAUGAAGCUCUUGAAAAGUUACAAUCAUCUACACAUCUCCUACUUCGGGAAUUUGCUAUUAAUCCAACUAAUCCACUAGGAAAAGAAUUCAGUAGAAAUCCUCUAGCACCACACAAACUAUUACUUGGGAUUUUUGAAUCUUUUCAUAAGUUUUUACCUGAAACCAUAAGUUCGGGAAUAAAUACCAGAGAGGAAGGGACUAUGGACUAUGUGAAUGCAGAUAAACUAUAUAAUAUGUUACUCAUAUGUGCUGAAAUGGGGUACACUAAAUUUACUUAUGCUUUAUCACUGGCAAAUAAACUUGAUGCACAAUUUUUGCAAGACAAACUUGAAACGUGGUAUGACAGUCCAAUAUGGUUAGCAGCAGAACACGGUUCCAUAAACACUAUGCGAGUUCUCAUAGAAAAAUUUUCAUAUAAAAUGACUUGGAAAGACAAAAAUGAAAACCGCACACUAAUCCAAGCGAUCUGUAUCAAGUUACCCUCAGCGUUCCAUAUUCUUGAAUCAUGUUUAAAAUCAGGCGUACUAGAUUGUAACCCUUGUAUUUUCACUUCCCAAAUCAGACUUGAGACUUGAACAUUUCACGACAACUACGGCAAGUGUCUUUUCAAAUGUUAUUAAAUGGUUACUAGAUUAUAAAACGAAUUUUGAUGCUCUAAAGAUAUAUCUAGAUUUGAGUCCGUUGCAAUAUGUUUAUCCCAAGAUCUUGAAAUGUCUUCCAGAUACUGAACAACUGACUCCUUUAAUUUCACAAAAAAAUACCGAUUUCUCUGACUACUAUGAAGGAAUAAAUUUUCUUAUUUUGUCCUUCAUUGAAUUAACAUUGAAAUAUUCUGCGUACAAAUUGGAAGGCAAUUUCACUCAAUUACAAUUGAAAUAUUUGGCGAGCAAAGACCUUUAUCGCAUCCCAAAAGUUGGGAAUUUAUUUAGCAAAAUUCAGUUUUUAUUGAGAUGUGGAGUAGGAUAUAAUUAUAAAUUUAGAAAAACCAUCACCGAUAUAUUUUCCUCAGAAUGGUUUAGAUUCCAUCAAGAUUCUCAAUCUAGAAUACCAUUUGUUGAGCAAAUACAUGAAUUAACAACAUUACAAUAUGUGAAACAAAUAUGCGAUAUCUUUGAGCUUCUCAACAAAGUACUGGAAUUACUCCGAGAAGAAAAUAACGAAAUAAGCACACCUAAAGAAUACACAAUACUUCAAUUGAUUAUUAAUGACAUUAUUUUGUCUACUGAUCCCACAUUCAAAGGUUAUGAAAUUACUGAAAAAUCAAACGAGAUUACUUCAACGCCCAUUCAUCAACCAGUAAAACAACAUAACUUUAAAGCAAUAUCUCUUUAUUGUACACAGCACUACGCCAGAGCAGAUUGUACAAAUGAGAACUUGGAUGAAAUAUCAGUGUUUGUAGAAGAAAUGAAAAAACUGCAAAAAGAUAGGCUUGUACAUACAACAGAUGAUAUAUUAAAAGCAUUGAAAACAAAUGUGUAUGAACAAGAGUUGAAAUCACGUAUUAAGGAAUGUGGAAGUAUUCAAUUUCUUCCAUAUGAAGCCUGGUCAGAUAUAUCUCAUUUCCUUAAAGAACCACAAGAAGUACUGAAAGACAUAUCAAUUUUUUAUAACGAGUUUCAACAAAUUUUCGAUUUAUUGAAAAAUCUUGAUGAAUCAUAUAACCAUCUCAUUGAUGCUAUCAUCAACAAAAACCAUGAAGCCAUCGAAACUGAAUUGCAAAAAAACUCAAACUUUAAAAAAGCAAUUAUGAAUGGCCAAGAUGAGAAAUAUGGCUCACCAUUACAUUUUGCUGUCUGGAAAAAUGACAGCAAAGCCAUUAAAAUCCUCCUAGAACAUGGAGCGAAUCCGAAUCUUCAAUUGAGUGAAACGUGUGAAUUAUUGUUACUUUGUACAAGAAGAUUAGAAAAUCAGACUAUGAAUUGUGAAUGCACACACAAAACACCACUGGGAAUGGCAUGCUCACUUGGCCAUGCAACGAUUUGCACCCUUUUGUUGGAAAAAGGUGCUACCGCUGCUAUUACCAGCGCCUAUAAAAAUUGCUAAAGAGAUAGUAAAUAUAACUGUUGAAAAAAUGUGAUACGAAGACUAUAAAAAACUUGAAAAAAAUUUCGGCAAUAUUUCUCAUUUAUUUUCCGCCUAAAUACUCGUAUGUUCCCGAUUUCUUCAUGCGCACAAUUGUAGACAAUUUAUAUGUAGUUAUCCCACACAGGCGCCGCUGAGGUAAAAUUUCUGAGGUGGGGGCAACUCUCCAAAAGCUGAGCGUAGAGAGGGGAUCGUUUCGUCACUUUUUUUGAUAGGUCGUCGUCGUCGUAGUCGCGCUCCUUUACAGGAGAUAGCGUAAUACCUAUAAUUAUGUCCAUCUAUAUUAGCCGGUAUCUAGCGUAUCUGAUCGUUUCUUUCAGGGUCUUACAGGGAGAGUUGGCCGGUGAGUUUGUUGUUGGUAAGUGUGGCGUAUACCUAUCAGUGUCAUAUCUAAGAUUUUCUCGAGGGAAAGGCAGAAUACGAUUAUUUUACGCUUAAAAAGGGCGAAAUUGGGACCAAAUUUUCUGAAAAAACUUCACAAUAUUUCUUUAUAAAAAUAAAAAUAAAACUAUGCUUGAGUGAAAAUUUUUCGAAAAAAUUAGUUCAAACGAUGAAAAAAAAACGCUCAUUCUAGUGUGAUGUAUUAAAGAGAUCGUCAGCAAAGAAAGGGGACCGUUUUUUCCCUCUUGGGUAUUCGUUUACCUGAAUUGGAAUUGAAAGCAAUGAUUCAAAAAUAAAGUUAUAAUUACAUGUAUGUAUUUCUUUUUGGUACAAACUUCAAAAAAGUGCAGGAAAAAGUGUAAAAAAUGAGAAAAAAAUGAAUAGGUAAGUAAAAAAAUCCUUGGGAUUUUCAAACAUGAAACAUUAACAAAUUAUUCUUUUUUACAAGGACACAGAUUUUGUCUAGGGGCGGGGGGCUUCCAGUAGUGGCAUCUAUAUGCACUUUUAUCAACAGUCAUAUUAACAAAAAAAUGUCUACUAUUUUUCUGUUACACCCUGUGUUGCCUUUUGAGCAGGAGUGUUGACAAAAUCGAUCAGAAUUUUAUUAAAAUGUUUACCAAAUUUUUUCUGCAUUAGUUCGAUAUGUAUAAAUUCUUGUUUUCAAAUUUGCGUGUUAUGAUGAAUACCUUCGUGGAAAUUGAUCGCUAGUCUAUUUAUAUUAAUUCUGUGUGUUCUUAAUUUAUCUUGUCAUUUCAAACCUAAGGAUCUCAGUUGUGUAGGUUUGAUUUCAGUUCACUGGAAUAAAUUUCGAUUUUAUUUUCAAUUGAAAUUGAAAUUUAUCACUUUCUCACCACAACAGUUUUUCACUUAUUGGGAUAAAACAAAACUUCACAAAGAAGAAUAAAAAAAAACCGCGAAAAUUAUUUUGUUAAAGUUGAGGAAAAGGAAUAAGACAGGGAGCUCAAUUUUAAUAAACAUCAGUUCCAGUAUUGGCACGUCAAUAGGUACGAAACAGAAACUGAUUUCCUAGCAUUCAAAAUGUAUAACUUAUUGAAAAGAAUUUCAUCGAUUAUUCGAAGAACCAAUCAAAAGUAUCAAAAAUUGAGCACACAGGCCUAUCUGUCGACUAUUUUUUCGAUUGUGCCCGACGCCAUCGCAUUGUCUUUCUAAUGUGUUUGUCUCAUUUGCAAGUGAGAGAGCGACAAUUAUCAUAGUUCGAGGUAAAUCAAAACUGAAAAACACUUCAAAUGAUGUGAAUAGCGAUAGAGCAGGAGAUGUACCUACUUGAAUAAGAUUUUACAAAUACAUAGGUACAUAUUUUAUGAAAAUUGUUCAACUCAAUACUUUACUGAACACUUGAAUGUUCAUAUUCCAUUCCUAAGUGUACAUGUUCGUAGAUUAAGUAUAUGAAAUUUUCUUAAAAUUAUUUAUUUUUAGAAUGUACCUACUUGUUAAUUUAUAUUUACUUUAUAGAAAUAAGUUAUACUUUACGCUUUAUCACUCAUGUUUACACUUCUAAAGUGAAUUAUAUGACAUGUUGAUUGAUAGAAUAAAAAAAAGAAAUUGUU